Messenger RNA from Histoplasma capsulatum G186AR, 2829 nucleotides. RefSeq lists its product as uncharacterized. Gene Ontology annotation, cellular component: nuclear envelope; cytosol. Gene Ontology annotation, biological process: protein import into nucleus. Bases 1 to 2829 code for a protein of 942 amino acids. Gene Ontology annotation, molecular function: small GTPase binding. The transcript has 3 exons. The record is from RefSeq and is a predicted model, not a curated record. NCBI's taxonomy places the organism in Eukaryota, Fungi, Ascomycota, Eurotiomycetes, Onygenales, Ajellomycetaceae.
AUGACCCCCGCUGCACUUCCCAUACAUACAGGUUUCAUCCCUUUUGUCGAGGAAACAAAGAACACCCAAGAACACCCAUCCCCAUCCCCAAUUGCAAUCCACCAGCCAACACGCCAUCCUCCAAUACCGUCCUCCAACAGGCCGGAUAGGGACAAAACCCAACAUAAUACCAGCAUAUCCGCAUAUAGGCACCUUCAUCCUAGCCUGGUGCCGCGUCCAACAAUGGAGCAACAGCUCCUCCAGUUGCUGGCAGACACCCAAUCUCCUGCCCCCGCAACCCGCAACACAGCAGAAGUUCAAAUCCUCACUCUCUAUACAAACGAAUCCUUCCCCCUAUGUCUCGCCUCCAUCGCCUCUCACAAGUCCGUCCCCAUCCCUCUCCGCCAAUCUGCCCUGCUCGUCCUGCGCACUUUUGUGCUCGCAGCAUGGUCCCCCCACCUUGAAGAGUUCAAGGGCCAGGUGCUCAUCAACAAUGCCAACAAGGCCCAGCUGCGCCGCGUCUUGUUUGAUCUGGCCACCUCUGCUGAUGCUGACGAGCGCAAGGUGAAAGCCUCCGCGAGCUAUGUCGUGAGCAAGAUUGCCAGUGCUGAUUUCCCCGAGGAGUGGCCUGAGCUGCUGCCCGGUCUGCUGCAAAUCAUUCCGAACAGCAGCGAUGUGCAGCUGCACGGCGCGCUGAGGGUGUUGUCGGAUCUGGUCGAGAGUGGGUUCAGCGAGGAGCAGUUUUUUUCCGUGGCAAGGGACCUGGUGUCGACUGUCUUUGCCGUCGCGACGAACCCGGCUAGAAAACCUGUGCUGCGCGCCCUCGCUGUGUCUGUUUUCCGCGCUUGUUUUGAUACUCUGGAAAUGGUCAUUGAGCAGCAUAAGGUAGCUGUUAAGCAGUUUUUGGAUGAGGCGUUGAAUGGCUGGUCACCGUUUUUCAUUGCCACCAUGAAGGAGCCCCUCCCUGCAACCCCGAGUGAGGAGGAGGAAGUUGGGAAUGGGCCUGGACUGGAGGAGUGGCGGGGGUGGAAACUACGCGAAGCUGCGCUUUUCAUCCUCACGCAGCUUCUCCGCGACUUCAGCGACGUAGAUCAGCAGAUUUCCCUCGAGGCAGCCAGUGGAUGUAAUGAAUUCGUUCGCUUCUGCAUGGCGCAGGAAGACAUAUUCCUUCGAGCCCGUGGCUAUCUUGUUUCAGGAAUAAUUGCAAGGACCGCAGGUGAAGGAUUCCAUCAGACUGCGCUGUCAUACCUCGAGGCGUCCAUCAAAGCCAUCAGCGAAGAUCCGUCAGAAGUCGUCCAAGUCUCAUGUAUCCGAGUGCUGCAGGAUUUCCUACCCGCACUUCCAACAUCCGUGACAAAACCAUUGCAAAUUCCCAUUAUCACCACCUUAUCGGAAUUCCUGUCGUCCCGUGAUUUACGAGAGAUGUUGGACAGCGACGACCUUAAAUUUACCUUGCUUGAUACCCUUCGCGAUGCGAUCAUGAUCGACCCCAGUGUUGUCAUCUCGUCCAUUGCCCUCGACGUCCUUUUCAACAUCGCAAGUAACGGUUCAAGUAACUUCCAGCUAGCGACGAUAGUCACAGAGACCUUUGAAGAUGUUGUCCAAUAUAUUUCUCAGCAGGGACCCGAUGCAUAUAUCCGCCUUUGCGAAAAAGUACUGCCGUCCUUAACCGGCGCUAUCGACGUUGGGAACAUGACCCAGGAAAACGCCCUCACAACCCUUGCUGCAGAUCUUAUCCGUGCCUUGACCGAAUAUGGCCUGGAGCCCCUUCCGCAGGGACUAGUAGCAAAUAUAAUGCCCAAACUCAACCGCCUCCUGCUUGGCUCGACUGAAGGAAACAUUCUCCCCGCUGCAACCAUCGCCGUGAAAAACAUGCUCCAGCAUGACUCUACCCAAUUCCUCAGCUGGCAAGACCCACAAACAGGCAAAGGCGCCGUUGAAGUCGUUCUGAUAAUCAUUGAUCACCUCCUCAGCCAAUCUGUCGAUGACAACGCAGCCGAAGAGGUUGGCGGCCUUGCAGCAGAACUUGUCGAGAAAGCCGGCUCCGAGAAACUAGGACCAUAUCUAACUCAGCUCCUCCACGCCGUCGCGCAUCGCCUCGCCACGGCGCAGAAGGCGCAAUUCAUCCAAUCGCUAAUCCUCGUCUUCGCACGGCUAUCCCUCAUCAGUGCACGCGAGGUAGUCGACUUUCUCUCCACGCUGACAAUAGACGGGCAGUCCGGGCUCACGGUGGUCUUCUCCAAGUGGCUCGAGAACAGCAUCACGUUCGCGGGCUACGACGAGAUACGGCAGAACGUUAUUGCGCUGUCGAAGAUCUACCAGCUGGAUGACCCGCGCGUGGUGCAGGUGCAGGUUAAGGGGGAGCUGAUUAUUCAGGAUACGGGCCGCAUCAAGACGCGCUCGCAGGCGCGCAUGGACCCAGAUCGCUAUACAAUUGUCUCGGCGCCGUUGAAGAUUAUCAAAGUCCUUACGGAGGAACUUUUGUCUGCGUCUGGGAAUCGGGAUAUGGAUGCCGCUGCUGCCGCUGCUGCUGCCGGGGGUACCCAAACUGGGGGAGGAGCGGGAUCGCGCACAGGUGAAGCUGAAGAUGACGACGACGGCGAGAAUGACGAUUGGGAAGAUGUUUCAGGACCGGACAACGUGCUUGAUCUUGGAUUGGGGAUCACGAAGCACGAGCUCAUGGGGUAUUUGGGUGAGGAUGGUGGGGUGGCGAUGAGACAGAGGGAUGAUGAGACGUUAGCAUAUCUGAUGGGAUUUUUUAGGGAGGUUGCGCCCACGCCGAGGUUUCAGGAGCUGUUUGCGUUGUUGAAUGCGAGGGAGCAGGAGGCGUUGAGGAGUUUGGGUCAGUAG